Molecule: messenger RNA, 727 nt
Organism: Punctularia strigosozonata HHB-11173 SS5
Lineage: Eukaryota; Fungi; Basidiomycota; Agaricomycetes; Corticiales; Punctulariaceae
Exons: 2
Coding region: 167-727 (186 amino acids)
Source: RefSeq, a predicted model, not a curated record
GUUUUGUGUACGUUUUGUACGUAUACAAAACGUAAUGAAAUAUACAGCACCAGCGCCACAUGCACGUCUGUAACUUUCUCCCGUAUUGACGCGGCCCGCAAACUCGAGCAAGCAGAGCAUUCGAAGGACUGAAAACCUUUCAACUUCACCCAUUAAUCUAUUCGAAAUGUCGCCAACAUCGACUACCACAGCCGCCGAGGCUAAAGUUAUCCACCCCGAUAAUGUGCAGUACCCCUGGUAUCAACUCCUGGUUCGAACAUGGUCUGGGACGCUAUACCUAUAUACCGAUGAGGAAAUCGCCAAGAUCAGCGAAAGCUUCACGCCUCUCGACGAAUUACCGCCAGUAUUCGACCCCUGGUCGGAACUGGUCAAGCUCACUCCGCCCACGUUCUACUACGGUUGGCCAGUGGACACAAAGCUGAUGCUUGAAUAUGCUCGACGCAUGGGACUGGUUUACCCCCAAUCAGGAACUCCAUCCAGUCCAACCGAGGUUGCCCAAGCCGAAUCUUGGACGCUCGUCAAUGUGGAAGAGUAUCUCGAGGACGUUGUAUCCCUCGAGCAGACAUAUGGCAGCCAGAACGCGCAAGAACGGUCACUGCUGAUCUGGUCACUGUAUACCAAUUGGACGCCUCUUGACGAGCGUAUGGACGAAGAGGAAAUAGCCGAGUGGCAGGCAGAUUUGGGGUACAAGGAGGGGCCGAAGUGGUAUCUGACUUGCAGUGCAUAA